Messenger RNA from Mobula hypostoma (lesser devil ray), 1187 nucleotides. RefSeq names its product zinc finger protein 239-like. The record is from RefSeq and is a predicted model, not a curated record. NCBI's taxonomy places the organism in Eukaryota, Metazoa, Chordata, Chondrichthyes, Myliobatiformes, Myliobatidae. The coding region runs from base 126 to 1052 and encodes 308 amino acids. The transcript has a single exon.
GUGCCCCAGCGGGUCUUUAACCAAUAAUCCAGUCUGGAAAAAAAAUAUUUACAGGAGGGAUUCUGUCUGUUCUGUGUGAGGAGAGUUUUCUGAGAUAGUCAUAGAGCCAGAAGGACCCUCAGACCAUGGAGAAUCCAUGUAAAUGUGUGGACUGUGGGAAAGGAUUCAGUUACCCUUCCCAACUGGAAACCCAUCAGCGCACACACACCAAGGAGAGGCCAUUUAUCUGUUUCAUGUGUGAGAAGGGAUUCACACGUUCGUCCCACCUGCUAGCACACCAGCGAAUUCACACGGGGGAGAGGCCGUACACCUGCACAGUGUGUGGGAAGGGAUUCACCGAGUCAUCCAAGCUGAAGGCACAUCACCAGGUUCACACUGAUAAAAGAACAUUUAAUUGCUCCAACUGUGCCAAGAGCUUUAAAAGCUCCCAGUAUCUGCGGAGACAUCAGCAAAUUCACACAACCGAGAGGCCUUUCGCCUGCACUGUGUGCGGGAAAGGGUUCACUCAUUCAUCCAAGCUGCUGGUGCACAAACGGGUUCACACUGGAGAAUGGCCGUUUACCUGUUCCGUGUGUGGGAAGGGAUUCAACCAGUCAUCUGACCUGCUGACACACCAGCGAGUUCACACCGGGGAGAGGCCUUUCACUUGCUCUGUGUGCGGGAAAGGAUUCACUCGCUCAUUUAACUUGCUGGUCCACGAGCGGGUUCACACUGGGAAAAGACCCUUCUCUUGUUCUGUUUGUGGGAAGGGAUUCACUCAGUCAUCACACCUGAUGAUACACCAACGAGUCCAUACCGGGGAGCGGCCGUUUUCCUGCUCGGUGUGCGGGAAGGGAUUUGCUUGUUCAUCCAGCCUGUUGGUGCACCGCCGGGUUCACACAGGAGAGAGGCCGUACUCCUGCUCGGUGUGUGGGAAGGGAUUCACUUCUUCAUCCAGUCUCUUGGUGCACCGCCGGGUUCACAGUGGGGAGAGGCCAUUCUCCUGCUCCAUCUGUGGGAAGGGGUUCACUCAAUUAUCCAAUUUACAGUCACACCAACGGGUUCACAAGUGAUUUCAGGGUUUUUGAUUCUCUUCUGCUGUGGCUAUGGCUGUCAGUCACAGUUGAUCUAAGACAUUCUUGACAGUUGAGACUUGAGUCUGUUGAUGUUACAAAACUCCAGAUGGGAUGGAUGAUUUAUUCAUCUUC